Molecule: messenger RNA, 357 nt
Organism: Botrytis deweyae
Lineage: Eukaryota; Fungi; Ascomycota; Leotiomycetes; Helotiales; Sclerotiniaceae
Exons: 1
Coding region: 1-357 (118 amino acids)
Source: RefSeq, a predicted model, not a curated record
AUGUGUCUCUCAAUCUGCCACGCCCAUACUUGUCCACAUUUGUCGUACAUUAAUCAUCUUUGCGAACCUAAUGCCUACCCUCCAACUUGUCCGUUCCGCAAAGAGGAAAUAAAACACUUGGAAAGGAAAUGUGUUCGCUGUUUGAAGGAAGACGGAAUCUAUAUCAAAAAAGAAUCGCUUCAGAAAGCAAAGACAAGAAGACUGAGUGAAGCGGCCGCAAUUAGAGAAGGUACAAUUCUUACUCUUAAGAGAUUAGAACAAGCUGAAGAGUUUGUGAAAGAAGAAAAGAGGCAAAAUAUGAUAAGAAGAAGACACACGGAGAAGGUUGAUAAGACGCGCAAGUGUGUGAUUAUGUGA